GCCUCGGAGUCAGAGCUAACACACACACACACACACACACAGUACUACUGUGGAGAGCGUCGAGAACAACGGAGCUGACAGCGGCACGUCCGAGUCACGGGGAAGAUGGAGACCAGGGAUUCGAACUUCAACAUCCUGCUGGCCACUGACUCGUACAAGGUCACACACUAUAAACAGUACCCACCGAACACCAGCAAAGUGUACUCGUACUUCGAGUGCCGUGAGAAGAAGACGGAUCCAACCAAGACCUGGAAGUUUAAAUAUGAGAAGACAGUCUUCUACGGCCUGCAGUACAUUCUUCACAAAUAUUUAAAAGGGAAGGUGGUUACCCCCGAGAAGAUUCAGGAGGCCAAGGAGGUGUACCGAGAACACUUUCAGGACGAUGUGUUUAAUGAGAAGGGCUGGAACUACAUCCUGGAGAAGUACGACGGCCAUCUGCCCAUUGAGAUCAAGGCCGUGCCGGAGGGAAGUGUGAUUCCUCGUGGGAAUGUCCUCUUCACCGUGGAAAGCACGGAUCCUGAGUGCUACUGGCUCACCAACUGGGUGGAGACGAUCCUGGUUCAGAUCUGGUAUCCCAUCACGGUUGCAACUAACUCACGUGAGCAGAAGAAGAUCCUGGCCAAGCAUCUCAUGGAAACGUCAGGAACUUUAGAGGGACUCGAGUACAAGCUGCAUGACUUUGGAUACAGAGGAGUUUCAUCACAAGAGACUGCAGGUAUUGGAGCCUCGGCACACUUGGUGAACUUUAAGGGAACCGACACCGUGGCUGGGAUCGGAGUCGUUAAAAAGUACUACGGCACUAAAGACCCAGUGCCUGGAUUUUCUGUACCAGCUGCAGAACACAGCACGAUCACAGCCUGGGGUAAAGACCACGAGAAGGAUGCUUUCGAGCACAUCGUGAAGCAGUUCCCCUCGGUGCCCGUGUCCAUCGUCAGCGACAGCUAUGACAUCUACAACGCCUGUGAGAAGAUCUGGGGCGAGGACCUGAGGGAGCUGGUGGUGAAAAGGAGUGCUGAUGCUCCUCUGGUGGUUCGUCCAGACUCGGGGAACCCCCUAGACACCGUACUGAAGGUCCUGGAUAUUUUAGGCAAGAAAUUCCCUCCUGUCGAGAACUCUAAGGGCUACAAGGUGCUUCCUCCCUACAUUCGGGUCAUUCAGGGUGAUGGUGUGGACAUCAACACUCUGCAGGAGAUAGUGGAGGGGAUGAAGGAGCACAGGUGGAGCAUCGAAAACAUCACGUUUGGGUCGGGAGGCGCACUUCUGCAGAAACUCACCCGAGAUCUCCUCAACUGCUCCUUCAAGUGCAGCUACGUGGUGACGAAUGGAAUGGGGGUAAAUGUCUUCAAAGACCCUGUAGCCGACCCCAACAAGAGGUCAAAGAAGGGUCGUCUGUCACUGCACAUGACACAGGGCGGAGACUUCGUGACCCUGGAGGAGGGGAAGGGCGAGCUGGAGGAGUAUGGAGAGAUCUCACAGGUGGCUCCGUGUGUUCUGUCGCAGGACCUUCUGCACACAGUCUUCCACAGCGGGAAGAUCGUCAAGACGUACACCUUCGACGAGGUCAGAGACAAUGCCAGGCUCAAGCAGAGUGAAGUCGAGGAGCUGCUCCACUGAGAGGCCAAAGCUUCGUCGCAAACACACACUCCUUCCCCCCCCCUCCUUUAUUAUGAUGUUAUUAUUGUUAUGAUUUCUAUUUUUAAUAAACCCAUAAUAACUCCAUACGGUUGGAGAUGUUUUAAAACCCCAGCACUGAUAAAGAAAGUGAGAGAAUGUAAGAGACAGAGAGAGAUGAGAGAAAGAGGGACGGCGAAUCUCUCACUGUACAUUGUGUCCUCUGUGUGUGUGUGUGUGUGUGUGUGUGUGAGUAUACAGCUGUGUUUUUUUUCUAGUUUCUUAGAUUAAAAAUUGAGAUAUUUAUGUUAAUUAAGACUUGAUUUAAGUUGUCAGUUUCUCCCCCAGUUCUCACGUGAAGGGUUUAAUGACGAGGCGUAUCGGGAGCGCAGGGUUCGACUGGAGCGGAGAAACUCUGUAGUCCAAACUGAGAUAAUGACCAAAUGGUUGAGCAGCGUUUUCUAUUCGCUCAGACGUUUGUCGAAAAUCAUCCAAAAAACACACACACACACAUAAAAAAGGUUGCGUUUUUUUUUUUUCCAUGUCCGUGGGUGAGAGUGUAGAGAGCGACAGAUAGAGAGAGAGAGAGAGAAAGAGAGAGAGAUGAGAUGUUACUGAACGUCAACACCGUGUACGUACAUGGACCAGGUCUUUUAUUUUUAAUGUCGUUCAACAAAAUGGCUAGAUUUAAAGAAAUGCACUUUUUUUCCAAUUUCGUUAUUUAAUUAUUAUUAUUAUUAUUAUUAUUUUUUCCCUGUCCUUGUUCGUCUUAGGUUCACGCGUCCCUUCCUCAGAGGAAACACUCCAAAUACUGUACGUUGUUAGAUGUUAAACCACAUUAUAGAAAUCUUCUCUAGUGUACACAUUGUAAAGUAGCCGUGUCUUGUAAUGGGGGGGGGGGG
Molecule: messenger RNA, 2513 nt
Organism: Clarias gariepinus (North African catfish)
Lineage: Eukaryota; Metazoa; Chordata; Actinopteri; Siluriformes; Clariidae
Gene: nampt1
Product: nicotinamide phosphoribosyltransferase 1
Exons: 11
Coding region: 106-1614 (502 amino acids)
Biological process (GO): NAD+ biosynthetic process
Molecular function (GO): nicotinamide phosphoribosyltransferase activity
Source: RefSeq, a predicted model, not a curated record